UUUGGAGGCUGGAAGCCUCCCUUGCCGCUGAAGCCCGUCUGUGCCGGAAUUCCGCCUCCUGAGUCUUCAGAGGAAAGACCCCCUGCCCCCUCCGACCAGCGCCGACCCUUCUGCCGAGCAAAGCCAUCUUCCUCCAGAGGGACUCGCCCCUGGGUCUGUGCCCUCCUGGCUUCAACUUCUGCCCCGCCAGACGCUGGCGAGGUCUUGAGCCAGCCCCGCCCCUUCCCUUCGCGCCUGCUUCGGAGAGAUGUCUUCCAGCGAGGCGGAGGCCACCCCCAGUGCUCAUGUGACAGCCGAAGAACCGGCGCAGCAGCCCAGCGUCGUGGACCGUGUGGCCAGCAUGCCCCUGAUUAGUUCCACCUGCAACAUGGUGUCCGCGGCAUACACCUCCACCAAGGAGAGCUACCCCCACGUCAAGACUGUCUGUGAUGUGGCAGAGAAAGGGGUGAAGACGCUCACAGCAGCUGCUGUCAGUGGGGCGCAGCCCAUCCUCUCCAAGCUGGAACCUCAGAUUACAUCAGCCAGUGGCUAUGCCCACAGGGGGCUGGACAAGCUGGAAGAGAAUCUGCCCAUCCUGCAGCAGCAUCCAGAGAAGGUCCUGGCAGACACCAAGGAGCUUGUGUCAUCCAAGGUGUUGGGGGCCCGAGAAGCAGUGUCCAGCACGGUGUCCGGCGCCAAGGACACUGUGGCCACCCGCAUGACAGAAGCGAUGGACGUGACACGGAGCACUGUGCAGAGUGGUGUGGAUAUGACCAAGUCCGUGGUGACCAGUGGUGUCCACUCUGUCAUGGGCUCCCGCAUGGGCCAGAUGGUGCUGAGCGGAGUGGACACUGUUCUGGGCAAGUCUGAGACGUGGGUGGACAACCACCUGCCCAUGACGGACGCCGAGCUGGCCCGCCUCGCCACGUCCCUGGAGGGCUUCGACAUGGCCACGGUGCAGCAGCAGCGGCAGGAGCAGAGCUACUUCGUGCGUCUGGGCUCCCUGUCAGAGCGCCUGCGCCAACGGGCCUACGAGCAUUCCCUGGGGAAGCUGCAGCACACGCGGCAGAGGGCGCAGGAGGCCCUGGCGCAGCUGACGCAGGCGCUCAGCCUGAUGGAAACCGUCAAGCAGGGCGUCGACCAGAAGCUGACGGAGGGCCAGGAGAAGCUAUAUCAGAUGUGGCUGAGCUGGAGCCAGAAGGAGCUUCCGGGCACGGAGAAGGCCGCAGCCAGGCCAGAGCAGGUGGAGUCCCACGCGCUGGCCAUGGUCCGUGACGUCGCCCAGCAGCUGCAGGCCACCUGCGCCUCGCUGGGCUCCAGCAUCCAGGGGCUGCCCGCCCACGUGAGGGACCAGGCCCAGCAGGCGCGCCGCCAGGUGGAGGACCUGCAGGCCACCUUCUCCGGCAUCCACUCCUUCCAGGACCUGUCCGGCAGCAUCCUGAUGCAGAGCCGGGAGCAGGUGGCCAAGGCCCGGGAGGCCCUUGACCACAUGGUGGAAUAUGUGGCCCAGAACACCCCUGUCACGUGGCUGGUGGGGCCCUUUGCCCCUGGAGUUACUGAGAAAGCCCCUGAGGAGAAGAAGUAGCAGGCAGGGAACUCGGGGUCCCGGGCCUGCCAGCGUGGCCACACGCUGUCCGGCGUCUCCCUGGGGGCAGACGUUUCUAACCACUUCUCCUGGUCUGUCUCACCUGGGGAACCCAAGGUCCUCAAAGCUGACCCGUCCCUCACCUCUCCGCGCUGAGAGGACGUGCGUGCUGAGCCGAGCCCUGCGGUCACUAGGGCGCUUUGAAAAAUGUCUCGAAAACUUCCCAAGUGCUUUUCUUGAAAUCAGAUCUAGUCUUCUCUGUCCCUCUGCCUUUCCACACGUGGGCUCGAGGGCUAGCCUUCAGGAGCCAACCUGGACCUGAGGCCUGCGGGGGACAGGGGCUGGGGUGACUUCGGCUGAAGGGGCCGCUCUCUGGGACCCGCCUGGCGCCCCUUGGGGGCCUUGGUGCUUCAUUGCUGCCUUAAUAAAUUUUACCUGCA
Messenger RNA from Condylura cristata (star-nosed mole), 2004 nucleotides. RefSeq names its product perilipin 3 (gene PLIN3). The transcript has 8 exons. Gene Ontology annotation, cellular component: lipid droplet; cytosol. The record is from RefSeq and is a predicted model, not a curated record. Lineage: Eukaryota; Metazoa; Chordata; Mammalia; Eulipotyphla; Talpidae. The coding region runs from base 248 to 1564 and encodes 438 amino acids. Gene Ontology annotation, biological process: lipid storage; positive regulation of triglyceride storage.